Molecule: messenger RNA, 747 nt
Organism: Penicillium waksmanii
Lineage: Eukaryota; Fungi; Ascomycota; Eurotiomycetes; Eurotiales; Aspergillaceae
Exons: 2
Coding region: 1-747 (248 amino acids)
Source: RefSeq, a predicted model, not a curated record
AUGGUUGCAAAGGGCUUAUUAACAGUAUCGGCGCUGGCAGCUGCAGCUGCGUCGGCAACGUAUGCCGGCACCGUUUAUAAACAAACACGCCGCACCGAUUCCCGGCGGAUGACACGUCAAAACACUGUUCCUGAUUCACUUCACAUAUCCAAAUCCGUCAAUGAAAUUGUUGAUCCCAGGGGAUACUCGAUUUCUUUUGAUACACGGUCUAUCUCCAUCGACAUACCACCUCAUCGGCGAAAUGUCUCGGAUGAGGAACUGCUCAGUAGAUUCACGAAGGCUUUCUAUGGGGGAGCUGUGAUUCGCCCGGAGAGAUUCGUCCUUCAAAAUCUGAGACCAAAUCUUGUCAAUUUCUCCGACGCGCUCCAAGUAUGGUGCGUGGAACAAAUAUCAGACUCCUCUUUGCUACCGACAUACACAAAGAUCUUUGGCACAUUUCAAGUUGUCGACUCACUGAUUCAUUCCCAAGCCGAUUUCUCUAAGGGAGCGGAAAGCUACAUCGACAUCGGAUUUGGAAAGGACCAGUCUUCUUUCGCUGGACUUCACCGUUUUUCGGCUUUCAGGCCCACCCCUGAAUCGCAGGAUCAUGUGGUUCUACAGUUCGCAUGCCAGGUUGCCUCUGGCCCAAGACCAAAUUUUGUGGCAUCUGCCAUUCAAUAUGCCGGCUUUUUUCAUAGAAUCUACGCGGAUUUGCUUUUUAGGGAAAGUGUUGGAGAAGUUGAGAAGUGGCUGCAUAGCCGUGACUAG